Messenger RNA from Aspergillus pseudotamarii, 1143 nucleotides. RefSeq names its product bZIP transcription factor. The transcript has 4 exons. The record is from RefSeq and is a predicted model, not a curated record. NCBI's taxonomy places the organism in Eukaryota, Fungi, Ascomycota, Eurotiomycetes, Eurotiales, Aspergillaceae. Bases 1 to 1143 code for a protein of 380 amino acids. Gene Ontology annotation, biological process: regulation of DNA-templated transcription. Gene Ontology annotation, molecular function: DNA-binding transcription factor activity.
AUGACUGACACGCCCGCGCCUCGCAAGAAAGGCCGGUCACAAACUCAACUACAAAGCAAGUUGGAUCUGACUCAAGGAAUCCAGAGACACCGAAAGCAGCUUCGCAUCGCGCAGCAAGCAUAUCGCAAGAGAAAAGAAACCACGAUUGUCAAUCUGCAAGCUCGCGUACAGGAACGCGAGUCGGGCAUCGAGGAGCUCAGCGAGUCGUUCCUUUCCUUCAGUAAUCUUCUGUUCGAGGCUGGGAUUCUCGAAAAUCAGCCUCGUCAAUGCGUGUCGCUUGCCAAAAGUUGCUGCGACGAGGCCGAACAAGCAUCUGCAGCCCCGGCGGACAUAUCGCCAUCGACAUCUCCCACGCUCAGCGAUACACAAGAUAUAAUCUCAAAUUACAAUCCGCUCCCAACACAACUUGAUUCAUUGCCAAUAAUCGGUGACGCUUUCCAGUACUCGUCGGACCUCGCAGCUCAAUGGCCUGGGCUAUCGCAACUACCCCCCACACCACCCUACCAAGGACAAGCAAUUCUACCGUUCGGAAUAGGCUUGUCGCCUCCGAAUAUCUCCUUCUCAUCCAUCCCCGGUCCCAGCUUGAAUUUCCCGACAACAGUAUCGCCCGAGGAUCUCUUAAAGCAAGGGAGCUGGACACUCUCACACCGUCUGGUCCAACAAUGCUGCGACAUUGGAUACCAUCUAUUAACAAGCUCGUCUGGAGACAAUCCAAGGGUCAAAGCAAUCUUCGGCAAACGAUUGACCGUCGACGAGCGCAACCGCUUGAUCUCCGGAUUCUUCGCCGUCAUGCACGACGAAAUAGGAGACACGAUCGAGUUGAGAACAACAGUUCUCAAUUCAAGAAGGAAGAGCUACUCGUCUGAACAACUCGCCGUUUCCUCUCGAACGUGGCAAAUUGUUAUUAAAUCGGGUGCUGAUGAGUGGAUGGACGCGAGUGGUGUGCAAAGGCUGCUACAAGAGCGAGGGAUUUGUAUUCAUGACCCGAGCUUGCCCUGGUCCAGUCCCCGGUCCAAUUCGGCACCGCAGCUCAACGCCGCGAGCUUCAUUAAAUCUUUUCGAAAGCGCGAUGUUGAGAAUGCCAUUCGCCUUGCAAGUCUUGAUGGUCCUUGGGCGUUUAAUGCUGUGUGCGAAAUACUAUGA